GCGCCCGCGUCACACAUGAUCUUAUUUCAGUGUUAAUCCCUUUUACGCAACUCUUUUGGAUUUUGCCGUUUUGGAUGCGACUUUUCUCCUUUUAAAUCCCACUCUUUUCAAGUGGCAACAGCCUCCCCCCCCCCCACACUUCUCGUCAUUUGUCCUUUUUGUUGUCUGUACGCGGCGAUACAGCGAGGGGGGAACCCGAAGCAACAGCUGUGGACUGGAUCUAAACUCCGCUCUAUGGAUUAGGACUCGCCCCCAGCUGUACUCGGACGUCUCUCUCUCUCUCUCUCUCUGCGCGAGCACCAAGAUGAAAUCUGCCGAGGAGGAGGCAUAUGGCUAUACGCCAAACGUCAGUCUCUCCCUCCCACUGGGCAACCCGUGUCUUCCCUCCCAGUACCACAGCCUCCAAUCCAGCCCCAUCAUAUCCGUCUCGGUCGCCGAGCCUCUCUGCUACGACGCCCACGACGACAUGAGGGCGGCCGGCUACUAUUCGUCGCCCCGUCCGAGCGGGGCCCCGGCGCUGGAGAGCCCUCGCAUCGAGAUUACCGCUUACGGCCAGUUUCCCGAGGAGGAGGUGGAGAAGAGCAACCUCCCCGUUGCCAAGCGACUCAACUCCAUAGUGACGUUGACCCUCCCCAGCGGCGACAGCUACCGCGACCCCAGCUGCCUGAGCCCCGCCAGCAGCAUCUCGUCCCGCAGCUGCCACUCGGACGCCUCCUCCUACGAAUCCAGCUUCUCCUACAACUACGACAACUCGCCCCAAAACUCACCCUGGCAGUCGCCUUCGGUGUCGCCCAAGGGCUCCACUCUCGCCCUGCCGGGCGACGGCGGCACCUCCGGCUGCUCGCCCCGCCACUCCCCCUCCAACUCGCCUCGCACGAGCGUGAGCGACGACACCUGGAUGGGCCAGCGGGGCUCCAGGCCCAACUCCCCGUGCGGCGCGAAGAGGAAGUACAGCUUCAACGGCAGCGGGGCGUCGCACAAACACUACCCGCACUCUCCCAACAUCUCCCCGGGGCGGUCCCCGCACACCUCUCCCCGCCUCAGUAUCACAGAGGAGAGCUGGCUGCCAAACACCAACCAGUACACCAACUCGGCCAUCUUGGCGGCCAUCAACGCCCUGACCACGGACGGGGUGGUUGACCUCGUGGAGGGAAUCCCCACCAAGGCCCGCAAAACCAGCUCGGAGCAAAGCCCCACCGUCAGCAUGAAGGUGGAGCCGGAGGGCGAGGAGCGCCGGGGGGAGCUCCGUCAGGAAGAUCACUCCUCCAACCGCCCGCCGUUAAAGAAGGAGGGCUGCAGUGGCGUGUUUCUGGAUGUGCCACAGCACCCAUACUCCUGGUCCAAGCCAAAGCAGUAUGUCAGCCCGUCCCUGCCCGCUCUCGACUGGCAGCUCCCGUCCAGCUCGGGGCCUUACAGCCUGCAGAUCGACGUGCAGCCAAAGUCCCACCACCGGGCGCACUACGAGACGGAGGGCAGCAGGGGAGCUGUCAAGGCCCUGGGAGGAGGACACCCGGUCGUUCAGCUCCACGGCUACACGGAGAGCGAGCCUCUGACCCUGCAGCUGUUCAUCGGCACGGCCGACGACCGGCUGCUGAGGCCCCACGCCUUCUACCAGGUGCACCGCAUCACCGGCAAGACGGUGUCCACGCCGAGCCACGAGGCCCUGCACAACAACAACACCAAGAUCCUGGAAAUCCCACUGCUGCCGGAGAACAACAUGCGGGCCGUAAUCGACUGCGCAGGGAUCUUGAAGUUGCGCAACUCGGACAUCGAGCUGAGGAAGGGGGAGACGGACAUCGGGCGCAAGAACACGCGCGUGAGGAUGGUGUUCAGAGCUCACAUCGGCCAGGCCACGGGGAGGACCUUGUCCUUGCAGGUUUCAUCCAACCCCAUCGAGUGCUCCCAGAGAUCCGCCCAGGAGCUGCCUCUGGUGGACAAGCGCAGCUUGGAGACGUGUCCUGCCCACGGGGGGGACAGGAUGAACAUCGACGGACACAACUUCCAGCACGACUCCAAAGUGGUGUUUGUGGAAAAGGCUCAAGAUGGUCACCACCUCUGGGAGACCGAGGCCAAGGUUGACAGAGACGCCUCGAAGCCUAACUCGCUACUCAUUGAAAUCCCUCCGUAUCGGAGCCAAAGACUCUCCGCUCCGGUCCACGUCAACUUCUACGUCUGCAAUGGCAAGAGGAAAAGAAGCCAGUACCAGCGCUUCACUUACGUCCCUGCCAGUGCGCCGACGAUAAAGAUGGAGCCACGCGACGACUUCGACGCCCCGCUGCUGUGCGGCCAGCGCGGCCUGUCCCUGCAGCCCAAGCCGUACUUCCCCCCGCAGGUCAUGACCCAGAUGAUGACCUCUGACCUCAGGCCGUGCCCGGUGGGCGGGCCUUACCCUGUCGGCGUGGAAGGCAAGCCCCCCCCUCUGCCGGCCUCGCCGUCUCCGAGCACCAGCCCCAAGCUGCACGACCUGUCGCCGCCGGCCUUCUCCGCGCUCCUCCCCGGCGCCCCCCAGCAAGUCCAACCCCCGGCCCCACGGGCGCCGACCUCUCACGUCUCCAUCAUCCAGGAGACACCCGGGCGCUACCAGCCGCCCGGCUUCUACCCUCCCAGCAGCUCCUCCUCCUCCUCCUCCCCCCCGACCUCGCAGCCCUCCACGCCGACGGACGGCCCUUUCUCUCCGGCCGUCUGCGUGACGCCGGUCCAGACGGGCGGCGGCGACGCCAGCCCGGCGGGGGCUCAGCAGCACCCCAAGGGGCCCCCGAGGGGGCGCGGUUCCCUCCAGGAGGACGGCAGCCCGCCGGCGCUGGCUGUCAACAUCAAACAGGAACCGCAGGAGCUGGACCAGAUGUACCUGGAUGAUGUCAAUGAAAUCAUCAGGAACGACCUGUCGAGCAUCUCCGUCCACAGCCACGCGUAGUUCCCCCCCCCCCCCCCCCCCCGUCCAUGACAAGACUGAAAAGGGAAACCCCAAACAAAAAGCUUUGACGUGGUGCUUGUCCUGCUCGGACUACAGCAGGCAGGAAGCAGCGAAAAAAACCAAAAGGAAAUGCAAAGAGAGGAAAUGUAAAUGUACUGUCCAGAUGACCCAGGUUCCAACGCGUGCCUUGUUUUUACAUGAAUAAUGCCUUUUAUGCAAAAGUGAUCCGAGGAAUAAAUCACAUGACUUUAGCAGCCACCCCAAGCCUCAAAGUGUGCUUUGAGAGGACCAAAACGGGAUUUUAUAUUUCUUCUUUUGGUGCAGUUUGUAAAUGAUUCAGUGCCUUUGGGUUAUGUCAUUUGUAAAUACAUCACCUGUAGUGCUGUUUUUUUUCCCCAUAUCUGGCUUUACAGAGAGACGGUUUAAACAUUUUUUUUUUUUUAAAGUGCCUUUUUGACUGGAAACGGAAGAAAGAUUUCAUCACAAUUGGAAAUUGGCUAUUGAGAGUGAGGCUGUAGCAACAAAACCUCUUAAUGUAUUGAAUUGAUCGAUCUAUUGUUUUUUUUCCUGAGUUCAACUUUUCCUUUUGUAAAAGGAAGUUUUUAUUUGAGUUAAUAUUGUUAGAAUUGAAUAUAUUUUCGGUAUUUGCAACCAAUAAUAAGCACUUAAUCACUAAACUUGCAGUAUCACUAGUAGUUUAUUCCAUAUAGGCGUCAUGUUGUAGUCACUUAGAGUCCAAAAACAAUGGCAAACCUUUUUUUUUACAAACCUCUAAUAGAAUUCUUAUUUCGUUGUGUACAGUCCAAAGAUCAACAGGAGAUCAUUGAGGUCGUGCUUUUUCUGUUGUCAUACUCAUCUCAGCCACGGAAGGUUGUGGUUAAAAUGGGACGUGUCAAACCAACCCAUGUGUACGGUUACACAAUUUAUUUACGUAAAAACUCCUGUGGAGGAAAAGAGGACAUUUCAGGCGAUUUAAGAUCACAGGGCAGUGGUGCCCUUUAGCCUCUUGUGUUCAUGAGUAUCUCAGAAACAAAAGCCGAAUGUCGGGAAACCAAAGAACAAAAAUAACCUCAACAAAAGAUUUUUCACAGAUGAAUAAAUAAAGAUGAGCUGCUGUUCGUGCAGAAACACAGUAGAGGAAACGGUUGAGAACUGACUUUAAAUAUAAAUCCAGAGUCAUUUACGCGUACAGACUGUAAAAUAACAGUACAAUGCAGUCAACUUUUGACUACAGUGAUAUCUGAUAAAUAAGGAAUCCAGCCUGGAAGCGAUGCAACAUGCUGGUAGUCUCUCAAAGGACGCAAGCGAGGCCUCUAACCCAAACAGCACUACAAAUAUAUGAACUCUUUUUAAUGUUUGUUUUUAUGUAUUAUCAUAUUUAUUGUCUUAGCAUGUGCUCUGUUUAUCCACGUUCAUCAUACAGCCUCUUUUACAUGGUUCCUUACAUAGUGUGGCGUAUCCACUCAUUUGUUUGUUCUCUUAAAGUAAAACUAAACGGGAACGUUGGCUCCCCGGGUUUUACGUGUAUUUAUGAGUCUUAAUCCUUGUAACUGAAGCCAUACUGGAAUGUUUACCGCACGGGUUGUUCUUGCUGUGGGACAACUAUAAUUCUGCUUUGUGAUCUAUUUUUGUGUAAUUGUCAAUAAAUAAGUCUUCAUCUCUU
Pungitius pungitius (ninespine stickleback) is the source of this 4577-nucleotide messenger RNA. It is a transcript of the gene nfatc1, whose product is annotated as nuclear factor of activated T cells 1. The record is from RefSeq and is a predicted model, not a curated record. The transcript has 10 exons. Gene Ontology annotation, molecular function: DNA-binding transcription factor activity, RNA polymerase II-specific; RNA polymerase II cis-regulatory region sequence-specific DNA binding; transcription factor binding. The coding region runs from base 305 to 2914 and encodes 869 amino acids. Gene Ontology annotation, cellular component: transcription regulator complex. Gene Ontology annotation, biological process: regulation of transcription by RNA polymerase II; cytokine production; calcineurin-NFAT signaling cascade. NCBI's taxonomy places the organism in Eukaryota, Metazoa, Chordata, Actinopteri, Perciformes, Gasterosteidae.